AAUGCAAGGUUCAUGCGUCGCGUCCCAUGGCAGCGUUUUGUGGAGUCCCAGCUACAAUCCAAGUGCGUGAGGGCUUGGUGUGACACAAGUGCGAUGAGAGCCCCACGCCAUGGCUUCUUUCUUUCCAAUAAACCGUUUUUUUCUUUUUACAGAGGCGAUGCUACAAAAUAGGGUCUGUUAUCCAGCGUGGUGGUGGAGGAGAGGGAGCUGGAUGGCUUUGUCAGAUCAUUGGCCAGCAGCGUGCCUUUGGAUGGAUUCAUGCCGAGUGGAAAGGUGAUCCUCGCUCUCUCUCUUCUUUUGAGAGAUGCAAACAGGGAGAACAGCAUUGCUGAGGUAGAGGUGAACCUUCAGCCGUUGGUCCUUUCGGAGGCCAUUAUCUUUUGCUCGUGAGCAUUAGGUCAUCUCUUGCGGUUGCUGUGUAGCGUUGUGAUGAUCGUGGACGUUGCAACAAGGAUGGUGUUUGCAUUGUGACGUGUGAAGCUCACGGGGGAAGGCGACAGCCUUUAAUUUGGAGGGGAUUGCGUGGAAUAGUGCAAGUUCAUUCAAUUGUCCAGUGUAGUAGAGCUGGGAAGGGCGUUAGGAUGAGCGUCUCAUGUAACAGCCGACAAUUUAUCAGCGCUCCUGUUUCUUCGCCGAAAAUUGAGCGCUGUUUAUUGUUGAGGCGAGCUUGCAACAGACCUGCGAAAUGUCAUACCCUCUGCGGUUCGCAGAUAACGCUGUCGAGGCGAUGGCUGGGGGGUGAUGGGAUUAUGCGGUUCAGGCGACCCAAUUUGUACUCGUCUCGAAUUUCAUGGGAGGCACGUCGCCAGCGGCAGAGGAACCUUGUUUUGAAAAGUUCUUUGGACUCCGACUCUUCGACUGAGGGUGCCGAGUCUGGUGACCUAGGCAAGCCUGCUAGCUCGAUUAAACCCACUCAAUCCACAUUCGGUCAUGAUAUUGUGUCGUCCACCUCCUCUGAAUCAGAACUGGAUGGCUGCAUUGCGGAAUUCUUGCCACCUUCGGAACAGCAGAGGCGAGACUCAGAUUUAUCUACUGUUCUUCGAAGAUUCUGGAAGGUGGCAGCCCCCUACUGGAGCUCAGAAGACAAAGUGAAGGCACGUCUUUGGUUGGCUGGAGUCUUCGCACUUACUUUAGCUACCACAGGCAUUAGUGUGGGCUUCAACUUUCUCGGGCGAGAUUUGUACAAUGCCCUCGGGAGCAAGGAUCAGGAGCAAUUUUACAACAUUCUCGUCAAAUAUUUUGUAGCGUUCAUCGGAGGAAUACCAGUUUUUGUUCUGCGAGAUUAUUACAGAGACACACUAGCUCUCAGAUGGCGUGGGUGGAUGACAACGCGUUACCUGGACAAAUAUUUUGAAAAUCAAACUUUUUACAAAAUCCAGUCUCAGUCAAUUAUUGAUAAUCCCGACCAACGUAUUGUUGAUGACUUGAAUAGUUUUUCCGGAAGCGCUCUGGGGUUUGCUCUCUCUUUGUUCAACGCGAUUGUCAACCUACUAUCCUUCAGCGGAAUCCUCUAUGGCAUAUAUGCACCAUUGUUUUAUGUUCUCCUUGUUUAUUCAAUUGGAGGGACUGCCCUAAGCGUGGCACUGGGUAAGAACUUGGUGGGUCUUAAUUUUAUGCAAGAAAAGAAGGAAGCCGAUUUUCGGUAUGGAUUAGUUCGCGUACGUGAAAAUGCAGAAUCGAUUGCUUUCUACGGGGGGGAGUCGAGCGAGAUGCAACUCCUCGUCCAGCGAUUCAAGCAGUCCUUCGACAAUUACACCCAACUACUGAUAGCAUCGAGGAACUUGGACUUUUUUACGAACUUCUAUCGCUAUCUCAUCCGGCUCUUGCCGGCAUCCGUAGUAGCACCUUUGUACUUUGCAGGCCAGAUAGAAUUCGGUGUCAUCAAUCAAUCUGUUUCGGCAUUCAACAAUGUUUUGAGCGACUUCUCCAUUAUCGUUUAUCAAUUUCAAUCCCUUAGUGCUUUUUCUGCAGUAAUCGAUCGGCUGAGUGAAUUUACUGACAUUUUGGAAGAGCAGAACUCUCUAUCACAAGCCACAUUUCAAAAUACAGAGACCUCAAUUGAUCAACCUGAAUCUUCAGAGCCACUAACAAGUUCGACUUCACUGUCAACAGCAAGGUCGCGUAUAAAUUUAGUUGACGUCCAAGAGUCGCCAAGCACAUCUCAUCCUCUCCUCGUACUUGAGAAUGUUACAUUGUAUACACCUCAGUAUUCCAUGUCACUGUUUAAGGACCUUUGCUUGGUAGUAAACGAAGGAGAGAAUUUGCUGAUCAUGGGCGCAAGUGGGAGUGGAAAAACAUCCUUGUUAAGGGCCAUUGCGGGGCUGUGGAGAUCAGGUUCCGGCACAAUCAAGCGAUAUGUGAAACAUCGUGUGGGGGGAGCAGAACAGGAUGGUGUAAGUGAUAAUAAUCAGUCGCAGAGUGACAAAGGUUUAAGCCCAGACAAGGAAUGGAUCGCUGAGAAUGGAGGACUCCAAGUUGAGACUAAUGGUGCCUCAGUGCAAAAUGCCAAAAGUAUGGGCAGCGGUGAGGUGUUUUUUUUGCCACAACGACCAUACAUGGUACUUGGCACACUGCGUCAGCAGCUGCUGUAUCCUAGGUGGAGUGAAGUUGAAAUGAGCGGGGAUACUACUAAUGGUUCUUUGCCAUUUCUUCCUAAACAAGACAACACCAAGCCGAAAGUAAUGCGGGGCCUACCCCCAAAUGAUGAUCAGCUCGUUGAGGCGUUAGAGCGUGUUCAAUUAGGUCACUUGAUGGAUCGAUGUGAUGGUUUGGAUUCUUCUGUGGAAUGGGCCAGUGUUUUGUCCCUCGGAGAGCAACAACGCCUUGCAUUUGCACGCCUUCUUUUGUCUCGACCUCAAUUAGCUCUCAUGGACGAGUCAACCAGUGCGUUGGAUGAGAAAAAUGAGGUAAGCCUGUACGCGGCCGUGCAGGAAGCUGGCAUAACAGUCGUCAGCGUAGGACAUCGCAAUACCCUCCGACGUUUCCACAAGAUCAUUUUACAGUUUGAAGAGUCCAGUGGAAGCAGUGGCCGGGAGUGGACAAUUUCAAGGAUUGCAAAUGCCGACCCUGCACCUGGAAGAGUAGGUUGAUAGGCAUCAGAUGUAUCAAAAUCUUCACUUUUAGGGCAUAGUUCUCCCCUUCCUCUUCCACAACAAUGUUGCAGGAGUUGCAGGUGCGUUGUGGAUGUUUUCUUCAGGUCUGUGAACCCACCACUUCAGCGAUGCCCUGCAGGAGUUGUAGCUUGUUUAUCACUCUUGUACCAAGAUCUGUAAUAGUAUACCCAUUCUUGCUAGCUGAAGACGCUGUUUCUGUUGUCCGCUCAGAAAUGUAGAGUGCCUCUUAAGAGCUCCCGAUUAUGGUGUCAGACCUGAGUGUGAAAUCACUUCGAGUAUUCGAUGAAAUUUUUAUCAAGGUUUUAUUAAAGAAAAAACCAACUACUACACAUGGAAAUCCAUGUAAUUGAUUUUGUGAUAAUUCAUAUAUUUAUAAAUAUAUACAUUUUUAAUGUGGCAUGUUAA
This is a messenger RNA of Physcomitrium patens, 3518 nucleotides long. RefSeq names its product ABC transporter D family member 2, chloroplastic. Gene Ontology annotation, biological process: transmembrane transport. Gene Ontology annotation, molecular function: ABC-type transporter activity; ATP hydrolysis activity; ATP binding. Lineage: Eukaryota; Viridiplantae; Streptophyta; Bryopsida; Funariales; Funariaceae. Gene Ontology annotation, cellular component: membrane. The record is from RefSeq and is a predicted model, not a curated record.